This is a messenger RNA of Capra hircus (goat), 1141 nucleotides long. Its product is annotated as IQ domain-containing protein F5. NCBI's taxonomy places the organism in Eukaryota, Metazoa, Chordata, Mammalia, Artiodactyla, Bovidae. The transcript is spliced from 3 exons. Bases 530 to 1126 code for a protein of 198 amino acids. Gene Ontology annotation, molecular function: calmodulin binding. The record is from RefSeq and is a predicted model, not a curated record.
UACAUCAAUAGAUUUUUUUUUUUUCCACUCUAGCAAUUUCCUCACAGUGGUGGGCCUUGGCCAUGUUUAAGACUACCUGGCAUCUGAGCCCUGUGUUUGGAGACUACCUGUGUUAUCUGUCUUGGUGGAAGACAGCUUGCCUCUAAUUAUAGAGAUGUAAAUGCCAAUUUCUUGCUUUUCCAGCUUCCCUGGCUGCUGGGCAAACAUACAACAGGUUUGGCCAGUCAAACCCACUAGGAUUUUUCAACUUGCAGCUUGGGAUGUGGAGAACGAAGAGAGCAUCCUUUGUGCCUAUGGUGGAAUCUUCAUCAGGGUAGUUCUAGGCUGUGGUGUUUCUCUGGUACUGGAUAUGUAGCUUUUCUUUGGUCUAUUUGUUUCUCUCUCUCUCUUUUUCUUUUUUUUUGGCCACACAGUGGGAUUUUAUUUCUCCAACCAGAAUCAAACCCCAGCUCUCAGCAACGGGAGCAUGGAGUCCUAACCACUGGACGGCCAGGGAAUUACCUGCUGUUUGUUUGUGAGACUACCCUUCAUGCUUCUUGAAAAUUUGAAGGAUGGCCACGUUUGUCAAAUUGUAAUAGAAAACGUUGAUGAAACCGUAUUACUACGUGAAGCGAGGCAGGAAGAGGAGAACGAAAAACCUGAAUCACCUCCAGAACAGCCUCCGCCCCGGACAAAAAAGCCAAAACCACCCGAAAAGGUGGUUAUAAGCAAUGAGCUGCAAGCAAUAAAAAUCCAGGCCUGGUGGCGGGGCACCCUGGUACGCAGGACGCUACUGCAUGCGGCUCUCAGAGCAUGUGUUAUUCAAUACUGGUGGAAACAGAAGCUGGCAGAGCUGCUGGAGAAGAAACGACGGGCUAUGCUGCAGUAUUAUGCUCGGGAAAAAUGGGCAGUGGUCAGGCUACAGUCCUGGGUUCGCAUGUGGCGCGUCCGGGUUCGUUACUGCCGUUUGCUCCACGCUGUCCGCAUCAUCCAAGUCUACUGGCGCUGGCAUAAUUGCCAUACCCGUGGCAUUUUUAGGGGCAGCUAUGAACUCACAGCAAGCCAGCUAGGACUUGAGCUUGAGAUCUUUCUGGGAUCACACAUCUGUCGGAUUACGGACUGCAUCCCCUUCCCAAUAAAGAACUGAUCAGGUCGGCUCCAA